UAUAUAUACUCAGUAAACAUCUUCAUAAAUACACAUAUACUGUAGUUAUCCUUAAUGCCGUGAUAGUUUCCCUCAGAGACAAGCUGAACACUCUCACCCUCUCGUGUUUCAGUUCCUCUCUUGGCAUUUAGUAGAUCCACACUGACAUUUACUGUUGUAGAUCCACGAGUAUGUGACUAAGCUUCCUUUGCAUUCUGUCACUAACCUUUAAUACCCUUUAUGACAUCCUCAAUGUAAAGCGCCUCUUACGUUUCCAUACUGAUAAUAAUAGUGCAUCUGGGAAUGUCUUCCCCAAGUAAAGGCGCUGUACUUCACUGAAAGUGUUUCUCAGGCACAAGUAAGAAUAAUUGUGGUGAAAAUAAAUAAAUGUAUUACACAGUUUUUAUUAUUCUUACCAUUACAAGGCCAUUUUAAUAUGAAUAAUCUUAGUAAAAUGCUGAAAAUAUGCUGAUUCCAGCUUCUCAAAUGUGAAUAUUUGCUAUUUUUCUUAAUCCUCUAUGGUAGUAAACUGACCUUCAGGUUAAAACAAUUUAAUUAAUAAUGAAAAUAAUGCUUAUUUGCUGCCCAAAUGCACAAACAAUUAGUACCACUUUUGCCUCAUAACUAUCUUCUCUACUGUACAUGUGUAUGCUAGUAUGGCUGAAAACACUGCCCCACAGUGUUCACGCAAAGUGCUGUCGGAGCAGACACAUGUAUUUGUUUGCAAACAUUAGACUGUCCAGUUCCUGCUCAUCCCCUCGUCAGGAAGACUUCUCUGUAUUAGGAGAAGUAGAUUAUUCUGCAGGAGUGGUUUUAUAAGUUUCUAUAAGCGUUACUUUUCCCUCCCUUGUCACUAAAUUUUUGGAGCAUCACUUUAUAUCUGAAUCUCGCUGUUCAUCCUUUACUCAGCUGAACAAUGCCACCUGUUGUUCAAAAUAAAAUCGUAGUCAAUGAUUGGACCAGUCACAUGCAGUUUUACCUAAUUUAGUUCUUCUGAAAGUGUCCAAUUCCAAAAGUCAUCAGUGCAUACCCUAUACAUCUCAGCAGUUGGAUACUUGAAUUUAAUAACGUGUACGUUUAUUUCAUUUCACAAGGCAAACGGGCAUGUAUUACAUACUAUAUAUAUAUAUAUAUAUAUAUAUGGGGAGUUAAUGUCUUGAAUCAGCGUAAUGUAGUUUAAUAUAGUAUGUAUAAACAAAACCAAAAAGUCUGUCAAAGUGCAGCAACAAAAUGUGUUUACAUGCAAGGAGAAAACACGAGAUGACGGGGAAAGAACAGAAGAGACGUCUUAGACAUCAGUGCGAGGAGUUAAGUUUCACGGCUGCCACACACAUUUAAGCCCACAAGUUUCCAAGAGAAAGUAUAGCCAGGGCUGGCAGAAUGUGCGAAGUGUGGGAGUGGAGACUAGGAGAGGUGACUGGACAGUAGCCACAGCACAGAGCCCCAGUGCUUCUCAGGACAUUGUGUUCUCUGUUAGCGAGGUGGUGCUCCAUUUUUAACCAUUCACCUUGUCCCGGUGCCAAACAAAUAGCCUAUAAUAAAAGAGGCCUAUGCAGGUCACUUUAUUCAAUCGUAUAACCUCCCACAAGUACUGAGUUCAGGAAAAGCAGAUCUUUUCUGAACUAAAAACAUUUAUGUGUUUAGGUGCACUUUUUGACUUUCAUGUGGACUCACAGGGGGUUAUACAGAGGCAAUAACAUCUGCCUCAACUACUUUAUUUGGUGUAUACAAACUUUAUGCUUUAAUGAAUGUUUAUGGCUUCAAGCAGUUGUUUGCAUACACAAAUGUCCCUGAUGCCUCCAUUUAUUUUGCAAAACCAUGUCUUGAUAUUGAAUAUUUUCCUAAUUAUGCAUGUUAUAAUCAGUUAUAAUCAGUAUUUUUAUAAGCAAAAAUGCCAAAUAUUCUCUGAUCCCAGCCUCUCGAAUGUUAGAAUUGGCUGCUUUUCUCUGUCCUAUGUCACUGGAGGUUGAAUAUCUUUGGGUUUUGUGGUUGAUAAAACCAUCAGUUUGGGAUUUUUCAAUAUUAUUUGAUAUUACAUAUACCAAACAAUUAAUUAGUAAUUAGUACAAGUAAUCAAGAAAAUAAUCUGUCAGAUUAAUCCAUAUUGGAAAUAAUCAUUAGUGCCAGCCCUACAAUUAAACAUAUUGAUAAUAAGUCAGACUUUUCUUUGUAAUUAAACCAUUAAAGACACUUCACAACAUAAAGACAGCAAAAAAUGCAAGAUACUGUUUCAUAAUUAUUCGAGUUACAAAGGUUGCAUGAUGAAGUUUUACUAUUUAAAGGAGCUAAGCCCUCUGCUGAAUAUCAUUUUACCUUUACAUUUUUUCCACUCUUGAUGUCCGUACGUCAGUAGGUGUUCAAACUGCAAGGUCAACUAGGACGCACACACACACACAAACAAACAUGGAGCUCUUUGUUACAUAUUAUACAGCCUUUCUGAACAUUCAUGCAGUCAAGGAUGCCUCCAGACAUCCUGAUAAUUUUGCUGUCACAUUAACUAAACAACAUUUUAAUCAUGCACCAGUAGACAUGGCAUUGAUUUCCCAGCUGCCAGGCUGUGUGUGUUCAGGCUGUGCAUACACAUGCUUGUGUUUGGCAAAGACGGUGAGAGACGAGUUUGAGUACCAGUCAUGGUGAUGUUACUUUUUUUGGAGUUAGUUUCACUGUAAAGUGUAAGUGAUAUACACGAUAUUUGCUUUGUGUCAUUAGCUUCAGAGGCCAAGGGGUCUGUUUAUAUCUCCCCUGCAGGGUUUAAUAACCUUAAAGUGUCCCCCCUCCCUCCUAAGGAAUACAAGAUGAUGUGAUAUUGUCAUUACAGUCAUACAUGCUGACCUUUAAUGUGCAGCAAAAUAACAGUUUAGACAAUCCUGUGUUGCAGAAUCAAUUUCUUUUUGUCUUUUUACGACUUUUAAAUAAAUACUUUACAUUUUUUGUGUUAAAAAAAUAUGGCUUGUUGCAUGCACACCGCUGUAUAAGAAAGUUGACUAUACAUGCCCCUCAAAUUGACACAACAUGCUGCACAUGACCUACGUUGUCUGUCAUCUGUUGGCAUCCAAGGACAGGUGUAAGCGUCCCUGUCCCUCCCUGAGUGAUUGAUGGCUAGUUUCACCCCCAUCUGUUUCUGCCCUGUCAGAGUCACUUGUUCUUUCUGCUGCAGCCAUCUUGUGCAAGUGAAAGAGAAUAAUAUGCAAGCUGGUGUGGUGACUUGUCAUGAAAUAUGAGCUGACAGGUGAACUCCUCCCCUUUCUCUUCCCUCACCUUACCCUGCUUGACUUUGCUUUAACUGCCAGGUUCACAUCACUCUUUGGUUACGGCACCCGUGAGCCCACAUUUUUGGCUUCGACCACCAGAGUGAGGCGAGUUUGGCUGGGGUCACCGUGGCUCAGUUUGCGGUCUGUGCCUCUGUUGUCAAAAGUAUUUCAUGGUGGCUUAAGCAAAGCUGGAUUCCUCCUGAGCUCUAUCACCCACAAAUUUAUGGGGACAAAAUGAGUUUGUGAAACUUUGACAACAAAGUUGUCAGGAAAUAGCUUGAGUAAACAACUGUAAGUGCAUUGGAGCAUCUAGUUAUUUAAAUACUUUUGACUUUAGCAUUUAUUCUCUGUCUAUUCAGUGUCUGUUUAUUCCUAGUUGUUGACAUAAACACAUGUCUGUUGUUGGAAUAAAUCAUACAUAUUUUGAUUUAUAGGGAACAUGGAUUCUGGUCAUAUUACAAGAGCUAAGUUAAAACUGAUCCCCUACUUUCUUGAGGGAGGUUAUCAGUGGAUGUUUUUGUCAGAGAGUAGGCACCAUAUUAAUCAUCCGAGUCACUCAUCUCUUCUUUCAGCAGAAUGUCUGCACAUCUUACUCUAGGUCUCCUUGGACAGGAACUGCAGGCUUACUCUUUCCAAUGACACUGAGUGCAAGUUACAGGCAUUCAAGAGAUAAAGAGGGAAUUUGCAUUGCAACAUGGUUCUCAUUCACAAUUGUACACACAGACAGACCAACGUUGAGCAGUGCCACAUAACCAGCAGCCAAGUCAUUUCAGACUUUUUCUAUGAAUAUUAUUUGAAUAACUGUUAUAAUUUAUAAUUUGAAAAUUUGAAAAAAUAAACCCACCUGUGAGCUUGUUCUCCUUUGUUGGACACUUGUGCAGUCCACUCAACGAUGUGGACCAGACAUGUCCAUCUGUUGCAACAAAUCAAUGCCAUUAUCAUUUGAAUAGGAAAAAAUGUACAAAUGAAUGAGCAUUGACACACUUGUUUUACUUUACACCGAACAAGUACUGUGUACAGUGACCAUUUUGACACCUAGCAGGCGAGUGACGGUGGUGGGCUUAACACUUAAAGGCUCUCAAAUGUCUCAUAGCUUCAAGCAGUGCCAAGCUCCCACCCCAAACACUUGACCCCUGCUGACGUAGGCAGUCCAUUUACAUUUAGGGACACCGGCUCACUCCAUCCUUUAUACUAUUUCUAGUGUGGAGAGAAGCAGGCACUGGGGAUAAAGUGUGAGAGAAACAGAGAAGUAAUGCUCACUUUACUUAGGUUUUCAGUUUAAUAGGUUUUAAAUCUUCAUCUGCAUUGUUGGUGAUUUGUUUUUUUUUUUUUUAGCUUGAAUCACUUCUUUUCCACUUUCUGUAUCUUAAUUAGUUUGCAAACCAACAGGGAGCACUGAAGGGUAGAGCUGGCUACGAUUUUUGAAAAAGUCUUUUUCCCUGUUUCACGGACGUUAUUGGUCCGAUUUUUGUCUCAAGUUGGUGUCUUAACGUGAUUUUUAAAUCACUGGAAGCCAUGAGUUCCUUGUUGAUGAACACAGUAGGAGAUGGCCACGGCGCAAGCUUUGACCUCAUCCAAAAUAGGAUUGAGUCACUGAGCAGUAAGAUGGACAAGCUCAUCAACAUUCAAGAAAAGGUCCUCAACCGACUAGAUGGGAUGUCUCAAGACAUUGACUUCAUUGAAAAGGAUAUGGAGAAUCUGAAGGUUGACAAGGAGGAGAUCCAUCUUCCACCCAGGAUGGUGAACCAGACACAGGUCAUGGGGCGAGAGGUGAGGGAGAUCUGUCAUGAGAUGAGCACCAUAAUGUCGGUGGUGAACCAGCGGUCCGAGCAGCAGGCUCAGAAGCUUGAGGGGAUGGAAAAACUGGUCCUCAGCAUGCAGCAGAUGAUCAGCUUCAUUGGGGAGACGGUGAAGAGUUCGAGGGUUAUGGAGCUGAUGUUCAAAGGCCCGGCAGCUCGGAAGGGCUCCAAGCCCAAAGACAAUAAAGGCAAGCAAGCCAUUAAGAGGAAAUCUACAGACACAAUAAACAAGAAGCUUGACAAGAAACCUACCUCUAAUAAAGCCAGUAAAGGGAAUCAGGAGAUAGUACCUGCAUGUGAGCCCAGUUCUCCACAGCCUUCUCACAAGAUAAAGCUCCAUGGACCAAAGCAUUUCCUCGCCUCUCGCAAAAGUGGAAAAUUUUUGAAGGACCACAAAGGUAAAGAUGGGACAGAUAAGCCCUGUUUGAGCCCCAAGGGUCUGAAAGCUCAAAAGAAGAUGAAGCCACCAGACACAGCAGAAAAUAUCUCCUUGAAGAAGCAGAUGUUGCUUCUUGAAGAGGUGCAGAAACUCAACAGGGAGAAUGCAGAGAAAUCAGGUCAGCAGAUCACCCCUGGAUAUUUGGAUCUGGAGGCUGGAGUGUCCCCUAAAGAUCAACAACCCGAAGCCCCUGCUUGCAACUUGGUGGAUUUCCUACGUGAAGAUUCGCAAGUGGCGGUGGUGGAAAAAGAUGAGGUUGUUGAGGCGGUUAGUGAAGAGGAGGUUGUGGAAAAGGUGCAGGAGGCAGAGCCAGUGGUUACAGAGGAGGAACCCAAGCUUGAUGUGGAGGGUAUUGAGAAAGAGAAAGAGGAAGAAAAGCCCCCAGUCCCAGAGGAAGUGAAGGAAGAGGUUGUUUCUCCUGCUGAAGAAACUACAGAGUCCCCUGCUGCACAUGAUGAUGAAAAAGAACCAACUGCUACAAGCAGUGAUGAACACAAUGACACCUCCCCAUCUCCCGAGGUCGAGCCGGAGCAGAUAUCAGAGGCCAGCAGUGCCAAGUUCUUUGUGACUGAGGAACACAUUGUAGUGGAGGAACACAUAAAGAGCCAAGUGGUAGAGGUGGUGCAGGUGGUGCAGGAGGAGGAGAAGAAGGAGGACGAGGAGGAUGAACAGAGUCUGGAGUCUGAGGGCUGGGCCGUCUUCAGGGCAGAUGGGGUUGAAUUCCAGUUGAACCUAAAACAAAGGUUGGAGAGAGAGAGAAAGGACAAUGAUGCAGAAAAGGAGGAUGAUGAGGAUGAGGCAGAGCGGUACUUUAUUGACACCACUCCUCCUCCAGCGGCUCCUUUCAAUCACCGCAUCGUUUCUGCCAAGCCCAACCAGAUAAUCAACUUCUACACCAUCAACUGGCAGGAAGUCCUGGGCGGGGGUCGUUUUGGCCAGGUGCACAAAUGUGUUGAAAACUCUUCUGGCCUCACUUUGGCAGCAAAGGUCAUCAAAGCCAGGAGUCUGAAAGAAAAGGAGGUGGUGAAGAAUGAGAUCCAGGUCAUGAAUAAUCUGGACCAUGCCAACCUGAUCCAGCUCUAUGCAGCUUAUGAGUCAAGGAAUGACAUCAUCCUUGUACUUGAAUAUGUUGGUGGAGGGGAACUGUUUGAUAGGAUCAUUGAUGAGAACUACACCUUAAUGGAGCUGGACGCUGUGGUGUUCAUCAGGCAGAUCUGUGAGGGCCUGCAGCACAUGCACAAAAUGUACGUCCUACACCUGGACUUAAAGCCAGAAAACAUUCUGUGUGUGAACCGCAUCACGAAUAAGAUCAAAAUCAUUGACUUUGGUCUUGCUAGGGUAUAUAAACCCCGGGAGAAACUGCGAGUGAAUUUUGGCACUCCAGAGUUUCUGGCUCCUGAAGUCAUCAACUACGACUUUGUUUCGUUCAACACAGACAUGUGGAGCCUCGGCGUCAUCACCUAUAUGCUUCUGAGCGGUCUCUGUCCCUUCCUUGGUGACGAUGACAACGAGACUCUGAAUAACAUCUUGUCCUGUAAGUGGAACUUUGAGGAACAAGAGUUUGUCGAUACAUCUGAAGAAGCCAAGGACUUCAUCUCAAGACUGCUCAUCGUGAAUAAAGGUUGGAGGAUGGGGGCAUCUGAGGCCUUGAGACAUCCUUGGCUAUCUGACUCAGUCCUUCAUCAUCGCCUUUAUACAAAGAAAACUAUGUGCAGAUCACGGCGAUCAUCGUGUGUGCCAACAACUGAUAGUUGAGGGCUACAAUGAUGUGACGGCUCCAGCUGUGGCCACUUGGACCAACCCUCCUGUCCAUGUAAAUUACCUAAUUUUGAGUCCCUGCACCUGAAGGCACGGGCUGAAAUUCUGGCUACCCCACAAAACCUUUUCCUGACCUGUGAUCCACUGUGUUGUGUUAAUGUAAGCAAUAGAAAAAAACUAUAUACAGAUAAAAACUGUUUAAUAGUAGUCAAUGACUUUUCAUGAAGAUGCCUUGGCCUUGAAUUAUAUACAAUUUAAAACUGUAUUGCUGGAGAAACAAAGGCUGAACAGAAAAACAAUAGCAUCUUUUAAUAUGAAUCAAUCAAGCAGAAUUACCAUGCAAUAAAUGCUACUUUUGUGAAGCUUACAAUGUUCAGUUAUUAUUGAAACUGUGAGAGAAAUGGCUACUCAACUGUUUAGGUUGUUUCUGUUAGUGCUGUAUUGGAUUGCUUUACUUUGCAAGGUGUUUCCCAUUUCUAAACGGUGCUAAUGGUGGUCAUAAUCUGACCCGGUUUCAUCACACAGGUAUUAUCAUAAGAACUUGAUUGUGUGGGCCAGCUUUGCCUUGAAAGUUGCAUGUGCACAGUGUACUACCUACUUCACUUUUAAAUGUCCACUCCUCAUAUAUCUCUAACCAAACACACUGUGCGGUUAUUGUCUGCUGCUUUUCUCAUUUUCUGUUGAUAGAUAAGAACUUUAGAAACAUACCUCAGCUGCUUAUGUAUUGAGGCUACAGCAUGAUUAUAUAUUAUGUGACUGUAAUAAUCUGUGUUUAAUUUCUCCCUGCUCAGUUACAAACAUUAUCCAAUAUCCUUUUUCGGGCUGUAAAUAAAUGCUGAGCUGUAGAUGAAUACAAUUCAGAUUUUGUUAUAUCUUAGGGGAUAGACUGUUGUACGUAUGGAGAGAAUAUGGAAUUUGUGUGGUCUGUGUCAUGAGCUGUAGUAUGUGCACUUUAUAAUGUUAUGUAUUUGAACGUAGAUUAUACAUGAAGCCACCAUAGUUCCUCUGAAAAGGCUUGUGUGGUCAGAUCUUUCUCAUCCUGAUUUGUCCAGGUGUUUAUAAAGAAAAUACUUUAUAAAAAACAGUUCACCAACACAGUUAAUGUCUUAUCAGCUAAGCGUAGUAUUUUAAUUCUUUGUUGCAUGUCUCUAUGUGUUUUAUUAAAGCAGACAGUAAAGCUUAAACUUGAUACACAGAAAAAUAACUUUUUUUAACUUUUUUUUUAUUGUACUGUAUGCUUGAGCUGUCAUACCACUUUAGUGCCACUGUAUAGCUGCCACUUCAUGCUACUGUAGAUGCUAUUUCCACAAAACAGUGUUAAUUUUGAAAUGCCUUCUGUGAAGGUUCACUAACUGAAAUAAUACACAACUUACCUAAUGUUGCCUACAUUGAUAAAAUGUUGUUAGAACUGCAUAUAUGUGGUUUUAAUUUAACUUCAUGAUGAAUGUAAGUUGUUGAACACAGAAUGCUAGUAAAAGAAGUUGUCCUCACCGAGUGUUAACAAUUUCAAAAUUCAGCAUGUAUUUGUGAAGUGUGUACACAUCCAUUAAACUGAAAUUGUGUCUUAAA
Messenger RNA from Dicentrarchus labrax (European seabass), 8795 nucleotides. RefSeq names its product myosin light chain kinase family, member 4a (gene mylk4a). The record is from RefSeq and is a predicted model, not a curated record. Gene Ontology annotation, molecular function: ATP binding; protein serine/threonine kinase activity. NCBI's taxonomy places the organism in Eukaryota, Metazoa, Chordata, Actinopteri, Moronidae. Gene Ontology annotation, cellular component: cytoplasm; nucleus. Gene Ontology annotation, biological process: positive regulation of apoptotic process; protein phosphorylation; intracellular signal transduction. The transcript is spliced from 15 exons. The coding region runs from base 4746 to 7223 and encodes 825 amino acids.